AUGAGACAAUGGAAUAAAUGUGCAGUCAUUAGACAUGUUUGGGAUCUCUUGGUGAUGAAAGAGUCCCUUUGGGCUACUUGGAUAACAAAGAACAAGUUAAAGAAGCUGAGCUUCUGGGGUAUCACCAAGCCCUUGGAUACAAGCUGGAACUGGAGAAAUCUCAUCAAGUUAAGACAGUCUAUCAAAGAUUGUUUCAGCUACAAGUUGGGGAAGGGCAACUGUUCCUUCUGGUUUGAUCCUUGGCUUUGUGGUAAGGCAAUUUGUGAUGAGUACCCUGUUAUCUCCUUGGAAGAUGUUGAUAUCCCCAAGAUUGCUUGUAUGAUGAGAAAGAUGAUGAAGUUUCUUGAAAGUUCAGUAAAUCUGGGAAGUUCUCAAUCAAUUCUGCUUGGGAUUACUUCAGAACUAAAUAUCCUAAGGUGCCUUGGUGGAAAAUUAUUUGGGGGUUCAGGCUGUAUCCCUAAACAUAGCUUCAUAGCCUGGCUUGCAAUUAAGAAAAGUCUUAAGACUAGGGAUAAGUUGAAGAGAUGGGGCUGCAUAGAUAAUGAGAACUGUGUGUUCUGUAACAAUGCUCCUGAAUCUGUGGAACAUUUGUUUUUUGAGUGCCCUGAGUUAAAUGCUGUUAUUAAAGCUGUUAUGGAAGCCUGCUUGAUCAACAGAGACUGGAUAAGUUGGAGAAGAGAGUGGUCUUGGUAUGGAAAGAAAACAAAUGGGAAGACUAUGUUAGCUAAAAUCAUAAGAUUAGCAUUCAUGAGUUCAAUCUACAAUGUUUGGAGAGGAAGAAAUUGUAUAAUUUUUGAGAAGGAGAAGAUUACAGGAACUGUCAUCAAGUCAUGGAUCAGGAAUGAUAUUCUGCUGAAGAUGUUUUCUAGGAGGAACAAUUCUGAGAUGUUUUUGAAAUUGUAUCAGAACUGGAUUAGACUUGUUUAG
Messenger RNA from Mercurialis annua (annual mercury), 927 nucleotides. RefSeq lists its product as uncharacterized. Lineage: Eukaryota; Viridiplantae; Streptophyta; Magnoliopsida; Malpighiales; Euphorbiaceae. The transcript is spliced from 2 exons. Bases 1 to 927 code for a protein of 308 amino acids. The record is from RefSeq and is a predicted model, not a curated record.